GCUUCGGGGCUGGGCAGGGUUAUAUCGGCGGGGAUCAGCUGACGCUCUGCAUUGCAGACUGCAGAAUCAGGCGGCGCCAUGUAUGCUCUCUUCCUCCUGCCCAGCAUCCUGGGCGCGGCCUUCGCAGGCCCAGUCCUUGGUCUGAAGGAAUGCACGAGAGGCUCGGCAGUGUGGUGCCAGAACGUGAAGACGGCGGCUGACUGCGGGGCCGUGAAGCACUGCCUGCAGACCGUCUGGAAUAAGCCCACGGUGAAAUCCCUUCCCUGUGACAUAUGCAAAGAUGUCGUCACUGCAGUUGGCAACAUGCUAAAAGACAACGCCACCGAGGAGGAGAUGCUUGUGUGCCUGGAGAAGACCUGUGACUGGCUCCCCAAGCCUAACAUGUCUGCCUCGUGCAAGGAAACUGUGGACUCCUACCUGCCCGUUAUCCUGGACAUGAUUAAAGGACAGAUCAGCAAUCCCGGGGAGGUGUGCUCCGCCAUGGGCUUCUGCAAGUCUCUCCAGAAGCACCUGGCAGAGCUAAACCACCAGAAGCAGCUCGAGUCCAACAAGAUCCCAGAAGUGGACAUGACCGAGGUGGUGGCUCCCUUCAUGGCCAACAUCCCCCUCCUCCUCUACCCUCAGGACAGCCCCCGCAGCAAGCCUCAGCCGAAGGCUGAUGGGGAUGUCUGCCAGGACUGCAUUCAGAUGGUGACUGACAUCCAGAAUGCUGUAAGGACUAAUUCUACCUUUGUCGAAGCCUUGGUGGAUCAUGCCAGGGAGCAGUGUGACCGUCUGGGGCCUGGCAUGGCUGACAUGUGCAAGAACUACAUCAACCAGUAUUCUGAAAUUGCUAUCCAGAUGCUGAUGCAUAUGCAACCCAGGGAGAUUUGUGGGAUGGUUGGGUUCUGUGAUGAGGUGAAGGAAAUGCCCAUGCAGACUCUGAUUCCUGCCAAAGUGGCUGCCGAGACUGUCGUCCCUGCCCUGGAACUGGUGGACCCCAUUAAGGACAUGGCCCCGGCGAAGGCCAGUGUGUACUGCGAGGUUUGUGAAUACCUGGUGAAGGAGCUCGUCAAGAUGAUGGCCAACAACAAGACUGAGGAAGAAAUACUCCAUGCUUUGGACACAGUGUGCUCGAAGCUGCCCACGUCCUUGUCGAAAGAGUGCCAGGAGGUGGUGGACACGUACGGCGCCUCCAUUCUGUCCAUCCUCUUUGAGGAGGCCAGCCCUGAGCUGGUAUGCACCAUGCUCCACCUCUGUUCCAGCACGGGGCUGCCUGCACUGACUGUGCACGUGACUCAGGAGAAGGACGGUGGCUUCUGUGAGGUGUGCAAGAAGCUGGUUGGCUAUUUGGAUCACAACCUGGAGAAAAACAGCACUAAGCAAGAGAUCCUGGCUGCUCUCGAAAAGGGCUGCAGCUUCCUGCCUGACCCUUACCAGAAGCAGUGUGACGAAUUUGUGAGCCAGUAUGAGCCCGUGCUGAUAGAGAUCCUGGUGGAGAUAAUGGACCCCUCCUUCGUGUGCUUAAAAAUUGGAGCCUGCCCCCCAGCCCAUAAGCCCCUUUUGGGAACUGAGAAGUGUGUCUGGGGCCCAAGCUACUGGUGCCAGAACACGGAGACAGCUGCCCAGUGCAAUGCUGUCGAGCACUGCAGACGUCAUGUGUGGAACUAGGAGGGAUAUUCCAUCUUGAAGAAACCACGGCAUCUUUUCCUACUUGUGUGUCUGGGGGAAUGAACGCACAGAUCUAUUUGACUUUGUUAUAAAAAUAGGCCCCCACCACCUCUCCCAUUUCUGUCUCCCUGUUGUAGCAUUGCUGUCUUCGUGGGAUGUGCUAGCCCCCACUGACGUAGCUGCUUCAGUGUCCCUUUUCUCUGCUGGCUGGGUGGUGUUGCCCGGCACUGGAGGCCUUUGAGCCUGCCCUUGCAUGACGCCUGCUGGAGGAGGAGGGGAGAGGGCUUUCCGCUGGCGUGAGCUGGAGCUUCUCGACAGGAAGAUGCCCACCCUUUGGGCUGCGGUCCUGUCCUGAGCCCUGACAGGGGCGUGGGCCUGAGCUCUGGGGCCUCCUGCCCUAAGGAGGAGCCUUCUCCCCUUCCUGGGCCUGUUGGCUGCUGUGCAAAGCAGCAACACAAAGACAGUUGGAUGUGAAGGCUGAGAAGCUCAGGUUAGUUAGGCUUUUUCAAUAAUGUAAUUGCCUGUGGAACAGCACA
Carlito syrichta (Philippine tarsier) is the source of this 2186-nucleotide messenger RNA. It is a transcript of the gene PSAP, whose product is annotated as prosaposin. Gene Ontology annotation, cellular component: lysosome. The transcript has 14 exons. Gene Ontology annotation, biological process: sphingolipid metabolic process. Lineage: Eukaryota; Metazoa; Chordata; Mammalia; Primates; Tarsiidae. The coding region runs from base 79 to 1650 and encodes 523 amino acids. The record is from RefSeq and is a predicted model, not a curated record.